Messenger RNA from Poecile atricapillus (Black-capped chickadee), 4978 nucleotides. It is a transcript of the gene SYNPO, whose product is annotated as synaptopodin. The record is from RefSeq and is a predicted model, not a curated record. Gene Ontology annotation, cellular component: spine apparatus; stress fiber; nucleus. NCBI's taxonomy places the organism in Eukaryota, Metazoa, Chordata, Aves, Passeriformes, Paridae. Gene Ontology annotation, biological process: positive regulation of actin filament bundle assembly; spine apparatus assembly; modification of dendritic spine. The transcript is spliced from 5 exons. Gene Ontology annotation, molecular function: actin binding. Bases 1 to 3579 code for a protein of 1192 amino acids.
AUGCCUGGCGAGGUUGAGCAGCCCCCCUGUGUCCGUGGGACAGCCAAGGGGGACAGUGAGGGGGACAGUGGCUGCUGGCAGGAGAGGAGGAGCAGAGGGGGGCAGAGCUGCCAUCAGCUCUGGGAUGCUCCAGCCUCCGAGCCAGGUGAGCAGGAGGCACAGAUGGGACUGCUGGGAGAGAGACCGAGUGGGAGCUGCCAGAGGGACCCCAGGGGGCUCAGUGGGGAUGCACCACCACCCCCACUGAAUGGCAGCAGCCUGACCUCGGUGGAGCAGCCUGCAGCCCCUCCCAAGUGCCCUGGCUCUGCCCCAGAGCUGCCCCCCACAGCAGACAGCCCCACGGACAACUCCAGCCAGGAGUGGAAAGUGGUGAAGAUCCAACGGGUCCUCAUCAACCCUGACUUUGAGCCAAGGAAAACAGUGUCAGACAUCCUCAAAACCAGCGGCUCCUGGAUGGGACACAGGCUGGGAAGCUCAGCCAAGCCCUUUGGCUCACAGCUGCCCCAGCAGCAUCGUGUUUCAGGGCUCAGCACACAAACCAGAUGGACCCAAAUAGUCUUCCCAUUUCUCACUGCUCCGGGAUGGCAGAUCUGCGGUGGGGAAAGCCGGGACGAGAAGCGGCGGAGCAGGAACGUCGGGGUCGGCGGGGCGGCUGCCAGAGUGGCCGGGCGGGGAGGGACCCGUCCCGUGCUCUCGGUCGGUCUGUCGGGGCGGGCAGGGGCAGUGCCGGCAGGACCCGCCACCCCCCGGCCCCGGCCCCCGCCCGCCGCCCCCCCGGGCCCGCUCCGAGGGCGGAGCUGCCGCAACUUUCCUGCCCGCCGCCUCCUCCCCGGUGCAGUCGGGCUGCGCGGGGAGGCGGCACCGGCACCCGGCACCGCGGGUCUCUCCCGCAGUGCCAGCCUCUCGGAGAAGGAGCUGAAGGAGGCGAAGGCGCGGAGCCAGAGGAUCGCAGCUCAGCUCACCACGGCUCCUGGCCCCAGCUCCAAGGGUGUUCUGCUGUUCCACCGGCGCAGGCAGCGCGUUGAGGGGCUCUCGGGGGCCGGGCAUGGCGGGGGGCUGCCGCUGAGCCCCGCGGCCCAGCCUCACCAAGGGGUCAUGGAGGAGAGCCAAGGGCAGGGGAUGAAGCCGGAGCCUGCCCAGCCUGGCAAUCCAGGAGAAGGGAUGCUGGCAAACGCCUCCCCGUGCCAGGAGCUUCCUGCUGAAGCCCAGCAGAUCCCACUCAGCGUUUACCUGAAGGAGAACAUGGCAUCGGCUGCCACCAAUGGUGUGCAGGAGCGCUCAGCCAGCGGGCUGGAGAGAGGGGUGGAGGGGCUCGGAAAUGCAGGAGUCCCUGCGGGGCCGAACACAGCGGCGCUUGUGGUGGCACAGAGCCCCGGGGAGGGAAAGAACGUCAGUGUGCCCAGUGAGGUGCCCGGUGAGGUGCCUAGCGAGGUGCCCAGCGCUCCAGCAGGGACAGCCACAGCCACGGCAUCGCCAGCCGGGCAGCAGCAGAAUGGGACGCAGGGCCGGCAGUACUACGAGGUCCAUCUCACCCUGGCCAAGCCCAAGCCUGUGAAGAACCGGACGGCCAGACCCUUCGGCACCCAGGCAUCCCCCGCCAGUGCCCAGCCGGCCGAGGAGCCCCCUGCCCCCGAGCUGCCCCCACCUCCAACCUACGCAGAGACCCUCAGCAGCCCCCCACCCCUCACCCGUGUCCGCUCCCCCCCUGCCUACUCGGCCCUGUACCCCACCCAGGAGCAGAAGAUGCUGCCAGAUCCCCUCCUGGGCUGCGGGGUGAGCGGACCAAACCCCUUGCCCAAAACAGGGAUCCUGGAGGAGUCGGCUGCCCGCAGAGCCAGCAGAAAGUCCAUGUUCACCUUUGUGGAGAAGCCGAAGCUGGGCCCCAACCCCGACCUGCUGGACCUGGUUCAGAGUGCAGACAGCAGGAAGAAGCAGAAGGAGCAGAGGGAGCCCAGUGCUGAGGACGAGCCCUUUGCCCUGGGGGCUGAAGCUUCGAACUUUGUCCCCAACAAUGCAGCCAGGGGUGUGCAGCACCUGCCACCAGCUGAGGAUGCUCCGGCAUGGUCCUCCUGCCUCAAGUCUCCCACCAUCCAGCCCAAGAAGAAGCCACAGCCCAGCCACAUCCUCACUGAAGCGAGAGGGAAGGGAGCUGAGCUCUUUGCCCGCCGACAAUCCAGGAUGGAGAAGUUCAUCAUUGAGGCCCCCUCCCAGCCUGAGCUGCUGCGGUCCCCAUCACCCACCAUGUCCCUGCCUCCCUCCUGGAAGUAUGACAACAAUGCUUACCUGUCACCCAUGGUCUCCAGACGCCCCUCCAAGAGUCCCUGCAGGCCUUCCAAAACCCCUCCUGCAUCUCUGUAUGGCAGCAACCUAAUGGAGAACGAGGUGUCCCAGAAGGAGCUGGAGAUCUCCAAGCACCAGCCUUACCAGCUCCAGUCUUCUCUCUUCAUCCUCUCCCCAUCCAAGGGGCCAGCAAGGUCCAUGCCCCAGGAGGUGCCUCCACCCAGACCCUCUCUUCCCGACUCCUACCCCUAUCCCCAGCAAGCCUCCUGCCCGACCUCUCCAUUGCCUCCUUCCCCGGUUUGGCAUCCCCCCGUGAUGCCCAACGCCGGCCAGACCGCUGCCAGCCCCUUCCCCAGUGCUGCCGGGGCUCUGCCCCUGACUCCCGACAGCCGUGCCAGUCCUGGAGCCCCGGCUGAGGUGCUGCUGGCCUCCCCGUGCCGCCUGCUGCCGCCCCGGGCAAAGGCAGGCUUCCAGGCACCCCGGCCCUCCUACUCCACCAGGAAUGCCGGCAUCGAGCCGCAGGACAGGCGCUCGUCCCUCCCUGCAUCGCCCACCUGGACGCCCCGGCUGGCGCGGCGCCCGGGCAGCCUGGACGGCUGGGCCAGCCCGGCCUCGGUGCCCGAGCUGGAUGAGGGACCCCCCACGUCCCCUCCGUGGAGCGAGAGGUCCCUGUCCCCGCUGCGGCAGGACGCGGACCCCCGGGCCAGCCGGCAGAUGCAAGCGCGGCUCGCCAGGAACAUCAUCAACGCUGCCCGCAGGAAGAGCUCCUCUCCCAAAGCCGUGGGGCUGGAGAGCUCCCGGCCCUUCACCCCCAUCUCUGCCGGCCCCCCCAGCCUGCCCCAGUCGCCCCGGCUGGGGCCGAGAGCGCCGGCACUGCAGGUUGCCAGCAGCGUGCUGGGGAGCCUGGGCAGCCUGGGCAGCCCCUCGCCCACCCACAAAAGCCCCCUGCGAUCCCCCCGGGCAGGCAGCCCCCAGUUCUGUGCCUCCCCCGGGAUGCCCCGAGCCGCCUGGGCGGAGGGUCGCCGGCUCCUGCUGUCUUCCAGCGCGUCCUCCUGCCCCGUGCCCAGGCUGUCCCCCGUCCCCAAGAGCCCCCUGCCAUCCCCCGUGGUGGGCGGGCGCUCCCCGGCCAAGCGCUGCACCUCCCGGUCCCCGACGGACUCGGACGUCUCCCUCGACUCCGAAGACUCGGGGACCAAGAGCCCGGGAAUCCACAGCUUCAACCUCUGUCCCCGGGGCUGGACCAGCAGCCUGCGGCUGAAGACGGGGGGUCUGCCCUCAGGGGCUCCCUGCACCUCCUAGACAAACCAGCCCCCGCCAAAAAGCCCUCUCCCUCGACCCGCCAGCCCGGGUGAUGCCACCCCCUCACCCCCACCGGGAACACACCAACCCCAAAAAACUGUCCCUUCGGAGCUGCCACGGCCCCUCUGUGUGCCAGAGGGGUCAGGUGCCUUCCGCCCGCCCGCCAUCCCAUGGCCCCGCUCUAUUUUUACCUCCCUAACCUUUCGGGGCAGGACUGCGUGCUCAGCAGAGCGGGGCAGCCGAUCCCCCUCCCUCGGCAGUCCCUGCCUGCCCCAUCCCGCACAGCCAGGAUGGGAUGGGAUUGUGGUCCCCCGUGUCCCCGGCUCCCAGGUGUCAUUCCGGGAUGUCACUGCAGCUUUGCUUCCCUGGGGAGGCACAUCUGCUGCGGGUGGGCAGCAUCGACUGGAUGCCAUGACCAAGUUCCCUCUCCCAGCCUCUCCCAGCCUCUCCCAGCCUCUAGAUUUGGCCAGUGUCAAUUGAAACAAGAUUUUGGAGAAGAAAAUUUAAUUUUUAAUUCUAGUCCCCCUGUUCUUCACUGCCUUUUUUUUUAAACUUUUGACUCCUUCUCAAAGAAAUUCUCCCAAAUCCUUCUUUCCCUGGAGACAAAAAAGAGCCAAAGUUAUUUAUUGCCAUGUUAAGGGGACUGUUUACAGGUGCCCUCCCACCCUGCCCAGACCAUGAGGGACAGCCCCAUCUUGUACCUUUCACUGUCCACAUCCCCAGGUUCACCACAUCCCCAUCCCCACUCCGUUGGGAUGCAGGCACACACAGGAACCGAUGGGCGCUGUGACAGCCAGGGCAGGUGGGGAGCUGUAGGGGCUGAAGGAAAUGGUAGAAGUUGCGGAGGGUUUGAAGGAGGUGUUGGCACAGAAGGUGAUUCUGAGAAUGUUGGUGUCCCCACACCUUGGGGCCAGUGAGACCAGCCCUGGAAAAGAGGUUGUGUUUGGGCUGCCAGGGUAUAUCACCAUUCACGGAGCCCGUCACCCCUUCCCUUUCCCCAGGACAUGCUGUUAAAGCCAGCCCACCCCUGUUCCCUGGAGCACCUCCACACUGCAGGCUGCCCCUCCUGGAACACAGCCCCCCAUUCCCAGAACACAUCUCCCACCCUCGCUCCAGCAGCCACCACAGCCUGCCUUCACCUCACCGCUGUAUACCCCGUUCAGAAAUAAACUGCCGUUAUUCCACCCAGGCUGGCUCUGAUCUGUCCCCAAGGUGGCCUGGGCACACAUGGCACAUGGCCACCUCCUGCUGCUGCUACAUGUCCCCAGGGCUCAGCCCUGCUCCAUGCCAAGUGACAGCUCCUGCAUCUGUGUGGGUCAGCCCUGCUCCGUGCUGGGGUGAUGGUGUCCUGGUCCCCAAGGGUCAGAGCGCUGCUCCGUGCCAGGAUUAUGGCAUCCUC